ACAAGCCCUGACGAAAAUUUCACUUCGCUAUCAAAAUUAAACAACCAUAUUGCCUCUUUCACAGCAAAUCUAGAAAAUGGUGAUUUAUUAAAUUCCACUCAAGGUAUCACACAACAUCAAGCGACUGCUGCUUAUAAAUUAUUACAAAACGUAAGUUUACUUUUAGAAAAACAACAAGAACCAAAUUGUUCAAAAAACAAUUCUUUCAAUGGAACUG
Funneliformis caledonium is the source of this 217-nucleotide messenger RNA. The record is from the annotation of a GenBank genome assembly. Lineage: Eukaryota; Fungi; Glomeromycota; Glomeromycetes; Glomerales; Glomeraceae.